CCGCUUCCGUCUCCGUCUCGCGGGAGGUGGUUGUCGGCGGGGGAGUGAGGAGAAGUGAAGAGAAGUGAAGCGCGGGAGCCGUCGCCAUGACCUCGGCUUUGGAGAAUUACAUCAACCGUACUGUUGCAGUAAUUACUUCUGAUGGAAGAAUGAUUGUGGGAACCCUCAAAGGUUUUGAUCAAACCAUUAACUUGAUUUUGGAUGAAAGCCACGAACGAGUGUUCAGUUCUUCACAAGGAGUUGAGCAAGUAGUGCUGGGAUUAUACAUUGUAAGAGGUGAUAACGUUGCUGUCAUUGGUGAAAUUGAUGAAGAGACAGAUUCAGCUCUUGACUUGGGGAACAUUCGAGCAGAACCUUUAAACUCAGUUGUGCAUUGAAAAGAUGAAAAUGCACAGGGACUUUGUAAAUCUUUGGUUGUACAGACCUAUUUAACAAUGUGGACAAUUUUUACAAAUUGUGUUUAAUUUGUUUAGUCACCAGUUUUUUAUUAUGAAUAUGUUGUAGUUUUGCAUGUAAAUUAAAGUUUCUACAUUUUACUAAA
Molecule: messenger RNA, 541 nt
Organism: Chroicocephalus ridibundus (black-headed gull)
Lineage: Eukaryota; Metazoa; Chordata; Aves; Charadriiformes; Laridae
Gene: LSM8
Product: LSM8 homolog, U6 small nuclear RNA associated
Exons: 4
Coding region: 87-377 (96 amino acids)
Biological process (GO): mRNA splicing, via spliceosome
Cellular component (GO): precatalytic spliceosome; U4/U6 x U5 tri-snRNP complex; U6 snRNP
Molecular function (GO): RNA binding
Source: RefSeq, a predicted model, not a curated record